UCCAGGGAACUUGCCGGCCCGGGCCGGCGCCGGUGACCUCCGCUUUCCUCUCUUCUCAGUCUCCUCCUCCUCUUCUUCUAUUUGCUUGCUGCUGCAGCAGCUUCGCUCUCGCUCCACCCAGCAGCCAUGCCAGGGGACCAUGGCUCCAAGGUCGACAUCUCCUUCGCCAGCCGCUUCACCAGCAACGCCAUAGCAGCAUGCUUCGCCGAGGUAUGCACCAUCCCCCUCGACACGGUCAAGGUCAGGCUGCAGCUGCAGAAGAACGUCGCCGGAGUUGGGGACGCAGCGGCGCUCCCCAAGUACCGCGGCCUGCUCGGCACCGCCACCACCAUCGCCAGGGAGGAAGGGGCCGCCGCGCUCUGGAAGGGAGUCGUCCCGGGGCUACACCGACAGCGCGUCUACGGAGGACUCCGCCUUGGACUAUACGAGCCUGUCAAAUCCUUGUACGUCGGCCAAGACCAUGCUGGGGAUGUGCCCCUCUCCAAGAAGAUUGCCGCUGGCUUCACCACUGGCGCCAUCGCUAUCAGCGUCGCCAACCCCACUGAUCUUGUCAAGGUCAGGCUCCAGGCCGAGGGCAAGCUUGCGCCUGGCAUGCCACACCGCUACGCUGGCGCCAUGGACGCUUACGCAAAGAUUGCUACCCAGGAAGGGGUUGCCGCUCUGUGGACCGGCCUGGGGCCAAACGUAGCACGCAACGCUUUCAUCAACGCUGCUGAGUUGGCCAGCUAUGAUCAAGUCAAGCAGACGAUUUUGAAACUCCCUGGAUUCAAAGAUGAUGUGAUCACCCACCUAUUUGCUGGUCUCGGUGCGGGCUUCUUUGCUGUCUGUGUUGGUUCUCCGGUUGACGUGGUUAAGUCAAGAAUGAUGGGUGACAGCCUUUAUAAAAGCACUCUUGACUGUUUUGUGAAGACACUAAAGAAUGAUGGACCCCUCGCAUUUUACAAAGGCUUCCUCCCAAACUUUGCUAGACUGGGUUCAUGGAAUGUCAUUAUGUUCUUGACAUUGGAACAGGUACAAAAGAUGAUUGUGAGGAAACCGGCAAGCUGAAGAUAAGGCUUUUGCAGUCGGGUGGCGAACAAGGAGAAAUCUGACACCUCAAUUGUGAGAAUAAAUAGCAUGGGGGUAUUUGCAUGAUCCCCGGACAAAUAAUAUUCAGAAGUAGCAAACAGCUGUUAUUAAUGUUUUGUGUCAUCUCUGCACUUUGCUUUUACUUUUAUGGAAAUUGCUGGGAAUGAUGAUCAAAUUGCUUGGUACUGUUGGGGAUGGAACUUGGUGUGCUCUCUGAAGUGCUUGGUACUUUUAUGAGAUGGUCUGAUGGAUUGAUCAUGUGCAAAUAGAUGUUGGU
This is a messenger RNA of Panicum virgatum (switchgrass), 1345 nucleotides long. Its product is annotated as mitochondrial uncoupling protein 1-like. Gene Ontology annotation, cellular component: mitochondrial membrane. Bases 127 to 1047 code for a protein of 306 amino acids. The record is from RefSeq and is a predicted model, not a curated record. Lineage: Eukaryota; Viridiplantae; Streptophyta; Magnoliopsida; Poales; Poaceae. Gene Ontology annotation, biological process: mitochondrial transport; mitochondrial transmembrane transport. The transcript is spliced from 8 exons. Gene Ontology annotation, molecular function: oxidative phosphorylation uncoupler activity.